Hevea brasiliensis (rubber tree) is the source of this 1514-nucleotide messenger RNA. Its product is annotated as MYB-like transcription factor ODO1. The coding region runs from base 131 to 913 and encodes 260 amino acids. Lineage: Eukaryota; Viridiplantae; Streptophyta; Magnoliopsida; Malpighiales; Euphorbiaceae. The transcript is spliced from 2 exons. The record is from RefSeq and is a predicted model, not a curated record.
UAUAAAGGUGGGCGGGUGAGGCUAUGGUUCCUUUAGAGUAGUACUUCACUACUUUGUUGGUAGAGAUUUAGCAAGCAACUGGUAACCUAGCAAUUUAUUUUAUUAUUUUAUUUUUAAUUUAACAAGUGGUAUGGGAAGGCAACCUUGUUGUGACAAGUUUGGGGUGAAGAAGGGACCUUGGACAGCUGAGGAGGACAGAAAGUUAGUCAAUUUUAUUCUCACGCAUGGCCAAUGUUGUUGGCGCGCAGUCCCCAAGCUCGCUGGGCUCCGCCGCUGCGGCAAGAGCUGCCGCCUUCGCUGGACUAAUUACCUACGCCCUGACUUGAAGAGAGGCCUUCUUAAUGAAGCUGAGGAACAACUAGUUAUUGAGCUCCAUGCCCGUCUUGGCAAUAGGUGGUCCAAGAUUGCCGCAAGAUUGCCUGGAAGAACUGAUAAUGAGAUCAAGAAUCACUGGAAUACCCACAUCAAGAAAAAGCUGAUUAAGAUGGGAAUUGAUCCAGUUACACAUGAGCCUCUCCAUAAACAAGAAAACCCAGGAGCAGCAGCACCUUGUCACAACAUUAUGUAUGAUCAUCAACCCAAUUUUAAUGGUGAUCACCAACAGAUAUCAAACAAUAAUUGCGAACCCCAAGCCUCCUCCUCCUCGUCUAAUACCACCCCAACUGAAUCAUCAGACCCAAACAACGACGAUGAUCCUUUGAUGAGUUACAUAUUUUCAGACACUUAUCUUGAAGAUUCAACAUGGAAUUUUCCCAUCGCUAGAGAAGAAUAUUGUGAAUUUGGAAUGUCCUCACCAGAGGGUAACUCUCCAUGGUUUUUAGCUCAUAAUGAUAUUGGAGAUGACUACUUUGGACUUGGCCGUUUCAACGACGUGGACUUGAGUGUGCUAGACCAGCCGGAUGACAAACACUAACAAGGAACCAGGCCUUGGGGGCUUCAUCGUAAAUGGAAACUCAAUCUUCUUCCUGAUUUUCAACUUCUUAGACUUUGUUUUAUUUCCCUUCUUUUUUCCCCCACCAAACGCAUAAGUUUAGAUCCUGGAAAAGAUCAAUUUCACAAGAGAAAGGAAUUAAAUUUAAUUGAAACUGCUCAAAAUGAAACCCUUGGAAUGGAGACCUGUAAUUAGUAAAAGCCCCGAAGUUUUUUCAAGGAAAAAGUUAAGCUUCCGGUGAAGGAUGGGUUGGUAAGCUGUCAAGUAGCCCAAAUUGUGAAGAUAUCGUCUCAUCUGUCAUCAUUUAUCAUAAUCACACGCUUUUCCAAAGCAGUCCAAAAUCGAUCCUUAAAAAUACUUUAAAGCCUGUAGUUUUGUCUUUUGCUUAUGUUUGGUUGUAUAAUUACAAGAUUAUGUCCCUAAUCUACCAUGUGAGAGCUCAAAUACGUCUGUUAAUUAUCUUUAGCACCCCACUAUUAAAAGAGUUGAGUGGUGGAAGCAGAGGAAUCUGUCGGUAUGCAAAAUGAGAAUUCUACCGUAUAAGCAUGAUUAAUCUGAGUAUUGGAAAGCUUAUUUGGCAUGA